CUCGGGCGUAGUAACAAGACUGCCCAGGUGAGGCAGUUGUCACAUGCUUGCGUGGCAGGCAGAGUCGUUAUAUCAAGACGCCGCUGCUCUGCUUUGCUUCUUGUCUCUGAUGUAGAUCGCUCUCAAACUAAUUUCUCACUACACAUCUGAUUCAAUUUGUACUGUAUAACCAUCAUCAUUAUGUCCGGACCUUAUGACAACCGUGGUGGCUACGGCCAAGAUUACAAUCAGCAGCAGGGCCAGUAUGGCGGCCAGCAAUACGGCCAGCAGCAAGGAUAUGGUGGACAGCAGUAUGGACAACAACAGGGUGGCUACGGAGGACCGCCGCAUCAGGGUGGUUUCGAGCAUGGCCAGCAGAACCAAGGCUAUGGUGGAUCCAAUGACUACGGUAGCGGCCAGAACCAACAAUACGGACAAGACCAGCAGUACGGUCAAAAUCAGCAGUACGGACAGAGUCAACAGUACGGGCAGAACCAGCAAUACGGUCAGAAUCAGCAAUACGGCCAGCAGCAGCACGGCCAAAGUGGGCCCAAUGGAAGCGACCCGAGCAACCCAUAUGGAUAUCAGCGCGACCCUGCGGACCCCAACAACCCGCAGGAAGGUGAACGCGGCUUCAUGGGCGCCGUGGCUGGUGGCGUAGGCGGAGCUUUCCUCGGUAACAAGGCCGGCCACGGAAUUAUCGGCGCACUUGCGGGCGCAUUUCUGGGAAGCAAGGCCGAAGACAAGUGGAAGGAAUCUCGUCACGAUAACAAUAAUGGCGGCGGCCGGUGGUAAGCAGGCGCGCAAAAUCGGACAGGACUGCGUCACAAAUUAUCACGGCCGAGUUAUUGAUUGGAAUUGAUCAAUAUUGUUAGUAGAAACGCCGCAAGUGUAUGAUCAAAAUUGCUUCUUGACUUUGUCCCUUCUGAACCUCACGAUGUUGGAAGCC
Messenger RNA from Dissoconium aciculare CBS 342.82, 928 nucleotides. RefSeq lists its product as uncharacterized. The coding region runs from base 181 to 774 and encodes 197 amino acids. NCBI's taxonomy places the organism in Eukaryota, Fungi, Ascomycota, Dothideomycetes, Mycosphaerellales, Dissoconiaceae. The record is from RefSeq and is a predicted model, not a curated record. The transcript has 4 exons.